Acanthosepion pharaonis is the source of this 2646-nucleotide messenger RNA. NCBI's taxonomy places the organism in Eukaryota, Metazoa, Mollusca, Cephalopoda, Sepiida, Sepiidae. The record is from the annotation of a GenBank genome assembly.
AUGGAAGAGGAACUAAUGAAAAUUAAGGCUGAAAAUGAGAGCCUCAAAACCAAUUGCCAGAAUGAGACGCUGAGCCAUGAUGGAGAAUCACAGGCAUAUCAAACUGAAUUGGAUAGAAUAAAGCAGGAACUGCAGGAGACUAAACUAGAAUUGCAAAAGCAACAGGAGGCUUACAAACUUUUGAAACAAGAACUUGAAGAGGAGAAACUGAAUAAACCCACCGACAUAGAGGAGUCCCUUGCUGAUGUUGACCAUGACUUACAGCAGAUGAGGCAGGAACUUCAUAAAUUAAUGGGUGUCAUUGAAAUCAAGGAUCAGGAAAUUGAAAACCUAAGCAAACAGUUGAAGUCUGCACAAACUCAGGUCUAUAAUCAAGAAGAAACAGUGAAGCAAAUGAAAGAAACUAUACAGCAAAUAGAAACGAAAGCUGCUAGUAAUUUAAGCAGUGCUUCCAGUAAUGAUGGGAUUAUGUCUAAACAAAAUGGAGAUCACAAUGAUGGACAGCGUCUUGAAGAAAUCAUCCAUCAGUUCCCAAAUGUUACUUUACGUUCUGCUUCCAUGGUUGAAAAUCUCAGCUCAGUUGAUGAAACUGUAAAAGUUGCAGAUGCUCCUUCAAAUGAUGAGCGUCUCCAGUCUCUGAUUGCCAAAUACCGCAAUCCAUCUGAUCAAUCUAGCAGCCCAGAAAAGAAUCGGAGUGUCGGACGCCCUCAUUCUGUAGGACCUGGUAGCAAUUUUGGCGGCAUGAGCCGUAUUCUUGGACUUACAACUCCAAAGCCAUUUUACCUCAGCAGUGCUGGGUCCAAAUUCAACCGUUUUUCAGGAAGUGGUAUCUCAACUAUAAAUCCUCCUGCUAAUGUUAACACAGCUUCAACUACCACUUCAUCCGUGCCUCUUUCCACUGAUGCAUCAGCUGCUAACUUAUCAUCCCAAUCAAGUACAUUCUCAUCACUUAAUGCCAGUGAGGAUGUCCCCAAACCUUCUGUGAAGAUUGGUGUCUCUAACCGGCCCCCAUUACCUCCCCCUCGUCCAGCCUCACGCCCUUCCAGUGCCCAUAACCCUGAAGCCUUCUUUCACUGCCAGCACAUCUCUCUCUCUCUCUCUCUCUCUCUAUCUGUCUCUCUCUCUCUGCCAGGCCGACUACCAAGCUGCGAUCCUGCACGACAGUCUACCCAAGGACGAAAUGACUACGCCAGCGCUGUCCGCGUCGAUCCUCUCUCUCUUCAAGCGCCGACGCGCUCUUUACUCAAGUACAGACAUCCAGGGAUCGACUGGACCUCGAACACCGCUGUUCCAUCGGCCUACCACCAAGCUGUCGCCUUGAAACCUGACAACGCUCCUUCAAAACUACACGACCGAACUACCACAAACGAUUAUUUCCAUGCCACUCACAAACCUCCCUCCGUACAACGAACAGAACACCAAGAACUGGUUUCUGCAGUUGGAAGCCAUUUUCUCAGUACGGAGAAUGACUUCACAGCAAGCAAAAUUCGCCAACGUGGUACAAGUUUUGCCACCUUCAGUUGUCGACGAAGUAGCCGACAUCUUGGAACAUGUACCCGAGCAGGAGCCAUAUACUCGCCUCAAGGAUGCGAUUUUGAAACGACCCGCCGAUCGGACGAGGAACUGCUCCGGGAACUUUUUACCCACGUCACCUGGGGCGACAGAACACCCUCACAGCUUCUACGCUUCAUGAGGAGCCGACUGGGGAAACAUUCCAUGGCCGAAUCAAUCUUGCGCGAACUGUGGAUGGACAAGUUACCCACUACCAUAACGCAGAUAUUGGCACCAAUCGCUGACAACACUCCACUAGACCAGUUAGCAAACUCUGCUGACCGCAUCGCAACUAAACUGGACCAAGGAGUGUGUGCCGUGCAGCGCCCAGACGACACACCAGCCAAAGAAACGGAUCUGGAAAAGGCAGUAGCUGACCUGCAACAUCAGCUGCAGGAUAUACGAAUGCUCCUUUCCCGCAAAUCGAGAGGCCCGAUGCCGGCGACCGGCGGUUGGCGACGGAGAGCACGGAGUACCAGCAGGGAUCGACGAGUCGACCCGGAAUUAUGCUGCCGGCGAGUAGGAGCGGCAGAACCCCCCGGCAAAAACAUACGAAGCCGCCUUUUCUACGUAUGGGACCGACGGAACCACAUAAAGUUUUUAGUGGACACAGGAGCAGCAAUCAGCGUGAUACCCCCCAAAGAACAGCAAGACCGAAAGGCGACCCCGUAUAAACUCCAGGCAGCAAACGGCUCGACGAUCGAGACAUAUGGAGCCAAGACACUGACUCUUAACAUCGGUAUGCGGCGCGAUUUUACCUGGACUUUCACCCAGGCAGACGUAAAAACGCCAAUACUCGGGGCAGAUUUCCUGGCCCAUUAUGAUCUAGCCGUGCACAUGAAUACGAGGACUUUAUCAGACAAUACCACGAACAUUGCUGUUAAAGGCACCCUCUCUCGACACAACACCACUGGAAUCAGUGACUACCAAGCUGCGAUCCUGCACGACAGUCUAACCAAGGACGAACUGACUACACCAGCGCUGUCCGCGUCGAUCCUCUCUCUCCUCAAGCGCCGACGCGCUCUUUACUCAAGUACAGACAUCCAGGGAUCGACUGGACCUCGAACACCGCUGUUCCAUCGGCCUACCACCUAG